AUGAAAUCAUCCAUUGCGGAUAAGGCCAUCUCCAGCGCCGGCCUGGCUCCUCCCUCAAACCUCAAGAAAGAAGUUCCCCGAGAUCGACCCCUCUCUGGGCUCCCGCCGGCACAUAUCAGCCCGAUGGAGACGUCCCAGGACCAUGACACUCGUACCAGCAGGACUGGGCGAGUCAUCAAGGCCCCAACGGCGUUUACUCCAUCACCAGCCGCUGUCACCUCCGGAAAGCGCAAGGGUGGUUCUCGGAAGAAAGAAGCAAAUGUCGUCUGCAUACACUGCAAUCGGGGGCAAAGCCCGGCCACCAACGCCAUCGUGUUCUGCGAUGGAUGCAACAAUACAUGGCAUCAAAAAUGCCAUGAUCCACCAAUUGACAACAAAGUCAUUCUCGUGAAGGACAUGGAGUGGAUCUGCCGCAAAUGCAAGCCCCCACGUCGUCCAUCAAUGGCAAAGAGCAAGCCCGUCAAAGUCAAGAAGUCAGGUCGAACCCUGCACCCCCGAUUGCAGGCAGGCCCUCCGCUUGAAGCCGGGGCGGAUGGCUUUACGGCUGAUGAGAGACGUGCAUAUCUCUCUAGUCUUUCUCAUGCCCAGCUCGUUGAACUGCUCGUCAACAUCUCCAGCAAAAAUCCAUCCGUGCCUAUGUUCCCUACCAACAUGACGGAUCUACCGGCGUCACAAUUCUUCUACAAGCCGAAACGCAAUGAGAUUGCGAAAUCAGAUAACGUGGAACAUGCACUCACGCCGAGUUCUAAUAAGAGAACUCGCGCCGAGGAAGAUUCAGCUGACCCUGACUUCACCACCAAUCCUCGCAAACGAUCUCGCACUACCUCUAUUCCGGCAAAAUCGCCUCCCAAAAAUCUCUCACCCGACACUGAUACUGAGUCACUGAAUCAUCUCAAUCCUCUCACUACUGCCACGCCAGAGUUGAUCCCCCCAUCCACUUCCACCGAACCCAAGAUUGGACCCGGGACUCCUGCCAACCAGUCGCAGGGAGACCGCAUCUCAUUUCUCUCUCGCGACACCACACCCGAGGAUGAUAAUCCGGAUACGGAGGAUGAUUCGUUUGAAGAUACCGUUGAGGACCAUCGCUUGUACCCACGCGCCGGCAAUGGUUUCUCGCCAGCUCUUGACCCCGAGGAUCUCAAGAUUCUCAACGAGAGCCCGGACUCUCAUACUUUCAGCCAUAGCAUGUAUGGCCCGGCGAAGAAGGCAAAAGAGUUGAAUGUUCCUCCUCGUGUCUGGCAGAGUCACAGGUAG
Molecule: messenger RNA, 1254 nt
Organism: Penicillium daleae
Lineage: Eukaryota; Fungi; Ascomycota; Eurotiomycetes; Eurotiales; Aspergillaceae
Product: phf1/phf2 family PHD finger domain-containing protein
Exons: 1
Coding region: 1-1254 (417 amino acids)
Biological process (GO): regulation of DNA-templated transcription; chromatin organization
Cellular component (GO): nucleus
Molecular function (GO): DNA binding; chromatin binding
Source: RefSeq, a predicted model, not a curated record